Messenger RNA from Lineus longissimus, 10783 nucleotides. RefSeq names its product zinc finger E-box-binding homeobox 1-like. The record is from RefSeq and is a predicted model, not a curated record. The coding region runs from base 251 to 3766 and encodes 1171 amino acids. The transcript has 6 exons. NCBI's taxonomy places the organism in Eukaryota, Metazoa, Nemertea, Pilidiophora, Heteronemertea, Lineidae. Gene Ontology annotation, molecular function: DNA binding.
AGGAGCAACGGAAUUUGGGAUUCCCAGUUUACGAUAAGGACAGAAUAGCACCACCUUAUAACAAAUAGGAUCUGCUUAUACACUUUUUUUUCAAUUCAAUUGUUUCCCAUUUGUGGAUUUCUUCUCAGCUUUUUGACAUCAUCAUGACUUGGCGGGACUUCUCUUGUGAAUUAUCGCAACUUUUCUUGUGAUUUUGUUGGAUUUUGUUAAGUUUUGUUGGAGUACGUUGACGUCUGCUCAGUAAUUGAGGAUGGAGUCGCUGUGUUGCUCCCCGUUAAUCAGUAACACGUUGUUCAUACCACAGCCUAGAUAUCACUAUUCAAUCAUGAAAAGAGUUGAGGAAGAAAACCUAAGCCUGGCCAAACGGGACGAAGGCCAGCUGUUUAAAGAGAGAAUGAAUGGUUUCCAUGACGACAAUGUCGGCAACAGUGGUCACCAUAGCAACAGCGGUUCCAUGAACGGUGACCUUGACACCAAGGCUGAGGGUGAGACGAGCAUGGACACUGACGAAAAGGCGCUGGAAAAGGAUGUUGAUGUUGUGAUGGAGGAGAAUAAAGAAUCAGAUGCUUGCGAGCUAAAGUCUGAUGAGCGCUUGCCGUCGCCGAGUCUGAGCGAGGAGGACAAGAUUAAGGAGUUCAUGAGUCGCAGUGACACAGCCGUCAUCUUCCCAGAGCCCGUCAGUGAUCAGGAGGAUGUCGAACCGAGCGAUCAGAUGGACCAUGAUAAUGCAAAUGACGAUAGCUUCCUGUUGAAGUGUCAUCACUGUGAUAAAGUCUUCCCUCGUCUCUACAUCCUCCAAGAUCACAUGCGCACAUUCCAUGGGAACGCAAUCGAUCGAAACACGUGUCCAAAGUGCAACGAGAAAUUCACCAACAAAGUCUUAUUGGACAAACACAUGGCGCUACACUCGAUCACGUCACAAUCGUGCAAAGUCUGCCAUAAAACGUUUGCGAAUAUCUACCGAUUACAACGUCACAUGAUCAGUCACGAUGAGAGUUCCGACCUUCGUAAAUUCAAAUGUCCGGAAUGCGGAAAGGCAUUCAAAUUCAAACAUCAUUUGAAAGAGCACGUCCGGAUUCACUCGGGUGAAAAGCCGUUCCAAUGUUCGCAUUGUUUGAAGCGGUUCAGUCAUUCAGGCUCAUAUUCAUCUCAUAUGACGUCCAAGAAGUGCUGGCCGUGGGCGAAGAACAUAGUGAAUCGACGUCUCGGCGGGAAAGAGACAAGUCCGCAGAAAUUAGAACAGGAUUUGGACCAUCACCCAGUGUCCUUUGCAAAUCAAUAUGCAAAUUUCCCGCGGCCCUUCAUAUCACAGUGUCCACCGUUACCACCCCAUUUUGCUCCGCUGUUGAGCGGUAUGCAGCCUUUCUUACCGUAUGGCCCGUUCCCAAGUCACCUGUUAGCUCCCAUGAUGCACGGUUUGCCGAGUCCGAUUCCCUGCCUGCCGCCAAAUUUUGGCAAGAUCCAUCCGUUUAUGAAUGAUUUUGAGAAGACAAAGGAGAAGAUGGGAUUUGAGAAGCAUAGCGUGCAGUCGCUACUUGGGUUGAAGGAGAGGGACCUGGAUCAUGAGGAGAAGAUCAAAGAGAUCAAGGAUGAGGAUGAUGGGAGCCAAUCAGAUACCGGCAAAGAAGACCUGGAUGACAUAGAUGGCAAUGCGCAGAAGUCGAGACGGAAUUCUGUCGAUGCUCACAGUGUUGUGAAUGAAGAGAAAAAAGAUCGCGGAUUAGAAGUCGAGGAUGUGUCAGAUGCAAGGGAUUCUGGGAAUGAUUUAGACUCAGUUAAGCGAAUUCUUGAGAUUGUUGAAAGGACGGUCACAAAACAGAAGGAACAUCAAACGAAAGAUGAGAAGCGCGAAAUCAGUAAAUUGAACGGUGUUUCACUCUCAAAUGGUGAAGGUGAGAAUGUGUUAAGUCAGGACUCAGGCAACGACAGUGAGGACACGAAACUUGCUGAGUGUAUCUGUAGUUACUGUGAUGAAAAAUUUGACAGCGCGGUCAAACUACAUCAGCAUGAACGCUACUUGUGCACAAAAAAUAGCAGUAUUUUAGAAAUGAAAAACAAUUGGUUGAAAGCAGAACCAACGAGAAAGGGGGAGUCUAUAGGCAGCAAACUUGACCUUGAGGAAGAGGAGGGGAAGGGGCAGAACUUUGACUUGAUGUGCCGGUUUUGUGACAUCGUAUUCAAGAGUGCAGUUGACCUGCACCAGCAUGAGCGGUAUCUGUGUAAAAAUAACACUGACAUUCCUGUAAGUAAAGAGAAAAUGGCUGACGAAAAGGAGGAGCGCGAGAAUGUUGUCAAUGACGAUGGACAACGAAAUAGCUCAGAUGAGGAUGAUUCUGAAAAUGAGGAAAAAGAUGGCGGUGAGAAAAUCAAAUGUCGUGUUCGAUCGCUGAUCAGCGAGGAACAGUUACGGGUUUUGAAGUCUAUGUACGAAAUCAAUCCUCGGCCACGCAAGUAUGAACUGAUUCGUAUCGGUAAUGAAAUUGGCUUCCCAAAACGUGUUGUACAAGUAUGGUUCCAGAACAUGCGAGCACGCGACAGAAAGCGCGGCAAGGAGGUUCCGUACUUUCCAAAUAUGGCACGUUCCCGUCGGCCCGAGGACAUGGCCUCGCCUGAGAGCUUAGACUUUGCGCAAAAAUCAUCGCCAUUCAUUCCCAUGAUCCCGCAGCAUUUCAACGGUGCUCAGUCAGCGAGUUCGCUUGUCAUUCCGCAGAUCCCACCUCCUCCUCAUGCACAUAGCUUUAACCCCGUAUUCAUGAACUCGAUCAGACCGACCGUCACGCCACCAAAGAUCCCAUCAUCGUCACAGGCUGAACCAUUAGACUUGUCCGUCACGAAGCGUUCAUCGCCGUCACCGGCACAUUGCAGCAGCAAGUCACCCUCUCUCAACGGGAGCUGUGGUUUGGAGAGCGUUCUCAACUUGAGCAUCAAGAAAGAGUCGCCUUCGAUGUCGCUCAGUGAAGCAGAACAUCGAUACAUUCUCAAAAACCCCACAAUGUUUCCCUCGAUGCAUUCACCUUUGUCGAACACGGAAAGUCGUGGUUUCAUCUACAAUAAGACUCUAGAAAACGGACUUCAUAAUUCCAUCGACAGGAACGGAAACCUGUGCUCGAACUCUAAACUGUCACCAUUCGAUUCACGCAUUCCUAAUGUCAACAGUCACGGCAGCCAACACACCACGGAUGAGUCCAGUUGUGAUAAUAGUGUCGAUGGUCACCCACUAGAGGGCAGCUUGAACUCAUCUCCCGGGAGCUUCUCCGAUUCUGUCUUCAGUCAUUCCACGAAUCAUUCCUUUGAUGAAUUUGGCAAGUUUUCAAGAGAGAAAAUGAUGAGAAUGGACCACCGAGAGUACUCGCCAGACUUCCUCGAUGGUCUGAUGGAUGAGGAUGGCCCCGGAGGCAAGAAGCGCCGAUCGUGGAAACAUCAUAAGGUCGACGAAGGGGAAGGCAUGUACGCAUGUGACCAGUGUGAGAAGAUGUUUAGUAAGCAGAGUUCGCUCGCUAGACACAAGUACGAACAUUCCGGAGCUCGGCCGUUCGCCUGUGACAUCUGCAGCAAGGCCUUCAAACACAAACACCACCUGACCGAACACAAACGACUCCAUUCCGGUGAGAAACCAUUCAUGUGCAAGAAAUGUGGAAAACGUUUCAGCCAUUCCGGGUCGUACAGCCAGCACAUGAACCACAGAUACAAGUAUUGUAAGCCGACAAACGGGAAAAUGGAUGACGACACUGAGUCUGAAACCACUGAUAUAGCUAUGAUGGUAUAGGGGGCACUGCACAGAAAGACUGGUCAGAACUGUGGGUCACAUGGUCUUGCUGUUGAUGAAAAGACCUUCCAUUUCCAGGUUGACUAACAUUUGUGUCACAGAUUUAGGAGUUGAUAGUUUUACCAGUACAUUCCAAACAUAUGGUAUAAACAAUGGGUCACAAACAUAUUCAGCUGUCAAAUAAUUUGCAAGUGUGUCUGUCAUAAGUAGGGGGUGAAUUGGAUAUCAGCCGGGGCAGUAUAAGGCGAUCUUUCUCUUCCAAUCAGUGAAGUGAGGCAUUCCGAAAACUUUUCUAAAAAGUUUGAGAUUUUUAUCAUCUGAUUAUCUUUAUCCGAGUUUAAGCAGUGUCUUUGUGUCAUUUCUACAUACUCUGGAAACCAAGAUUAGUUGAUUAUCAUCAUGUGUUGCUGGGAACACUCAGACACUCUGUAGAAAAGAGAUUUUUGAGAAUUUAGAACUAUGUGUUUACUAUUCUAUGUGAUUUUCCAUAUACAUGAAUGUUGGGUGUUCAUUUCAUGUGUAUGUUUCAUUAGUAUGAUGUAUGUGUUUAGAUGCAGAAUCUAUGUGUAUGUAUUCAGAAACUGCAUUCAGUUUGUGAUUUUGAGACUUGAAAAUGUUGGCAUCCUGCAGACGAUUGUCUGUACAAUCCCUAAUCAAGGGGUCAGCAUCAAAAUGAUGAGAAAUGAAUUGGAAUUUUACAGUUGUUUUACUGAGAUAAGUCUAUACAAUAUUUAUGCAACAAGUUUGAUCUUGAACAUAUCCAUCAAAACAAUAACCCCUAAUGUUUUUUUGGAGGAAAAAAGUAUAGUGGCAAAAGAAUAUGCUUCCUUUUCUGGAGUGCCAAGGAUAAAUUUAAAUCCAAACAUCAAGUAGGCCUAUAGUCUUUUAUGCAUGAUUAAAAUGUAAAUGUACCAAUUUUACUAUCGCGGGUGUGUUCUUUUUAUGAUCGAAUAUGCAUUUCGUGUUUUUCUUUACAAUGUUAGUGCACAACCAUGAUGAUCAAUGAAAUUAAUGAAACUCUUUUUUACUCAAGAAUAACGGCCAUUGUGAACUUAGUAGUUAUGUUUCAACUCAAAGUGUGAAGAAAUUCAAUAUUCUUAACUGUUGGUCAGUGCUUAGACGACAAUUGGCGCCUAUUCGCACUGCAGUGAUACACAGAAAGAGGGAAAAACAACUUCCUUUUUAGGAAAAAGUCAGUCAGUUGAAACAGAUUUAUUGAGUCGCAUUGGUUCAAAUUCUUAGCUGUUCACUUGUUGAGAUAUGCAAAUUGUAGAUAGGUCAAAGGUCAGAGUCAUGAAUAAUGCAUGCAAGACGUUUGCUCAUGUACUAGCGAAGAGGCAGUGCAUUUAAUAGCAUAAACCCUGAGUGCAAUCCUUGAAUGUAGCCAGAACCUUAGUAUUUUUUUAUUACAGUUUAUCGUUUAUUUGACAGUUCUAGGCCUACUCAUUUUGUUUAUUUAUACCUCAGCUCAAUCCUAAUCAUUACUAGAAAGUAUUUGCAUGAUGUUGAGAAGCACCUACUGUCAGUUUACAAGGUCAAACUCUUUAAAGGGAGGAUAUAGACAGGAGAUAAUGGGUCAAAUUGGUAGUCUUCGUGUGACUAAAUCUGACCUACCUCGCUCCUGCCUUAAAUCUCUCUUUGAAAUUUUAUGAUCCCAUUUUUUGUCUUCCUCAGUUUUUGCUCAUGUGAAUGAAUGACUCAUUUUUUUGUGCUUCCAGUGUAAAAGGUGGUGGUGCCUCCGAAGUGUUCGAUAGAGAACAUUUAUGAUAAAACAAUUAAGCAAUGGAAUUUGGUUUUUCGAUGUUGCUCCAAUUGGAAAAUUAUAGUGAAAAAAUGAUCAUCUGUAAAAUUUGAGAUUUAGAAGUAUUUAUAUUCACGGUGCAAUUUCUCUUUUAUUCAAUUCAGAUGGCGCAUUUAAGUCAUUUGAAGGAGAUUCUCGAAAAAACAGUGCAAUAUUUGAUAUAGGUCUGACGGUCUUUGCAAUCUGGAGAUGGAAUCUCAAUGAAGUUUAGACAGUUAAAUUUUGUCGGUGUUCAGAAUGUUGAUUACUAUAUAUGUAUCUUUUCAUGCUUCCAGUUCAAUACGUGUGUAGGUAACAAACCAGUAUUCAAGCGAUCUUCCAAAAAAUCAUGACAAUUAAUUUAUGCUUUGACCCCGGGUACCUCGGUCUGAUAUUUGAAGUGAAAUACCUAGUCUUUUUGAGGUUUGUCUUGGUCAGGGCCCUCUGAAAGCUCCACUCAGGACUGCCUCUAUAACCUUAUGAAAACAUUAAUGUUUUAGAAUUUAAGAAUCAAAAGUGAUGAUCGAUUGACUUUCAAGAUGGCGACAUCGGCUCUGAUGCUUAUUAGGCCUUGGUACUUGGGGAUUAAAAGCUUUGAAAUGGCUCAUUUUGACUUUGAAUGAGAGAUGAUGAGUGCUGAAAAACUCAUUGAGAACUUUGUAAUAGUCUUGAAAGUAACUUUGAAGCUCAUUAAUGCUCAGUGUAAAACCAUAAUUCCUUGACAGAAGAACAUAGAAGCAUUUUGGUGGAUGACUUGAAAUUCGUUGAAAAUGCUUGAGUUUUUUCCCAAGGUCGUCCUCUCUCAUUGAAAGUUACAAUUAUCAUUGUGCUUCCAUUGAAUUCAAGCUGACAACAUUCGUAGUUCUUCCAAAUUAUCGUGUAUUAUAGUAAGUUACUCAAGUGUAAAUCAUUUUUAGACAGUAUUUAUAUUGCAAUUAAUGUUAUUAGAUGUAGGAUAUACCUUUUUUGAUUAUGAGUUUGCAUUGAGGUGCAAUCAGUCAUCACAUGGACUACAAUCAAUGAUUGGUGUGACCAUUAACCUAUGAAACUACUGGUUUUACUCGCAGACGACUUAAAUCUUUUUCUCGCUCAUCGUUGCAAUGAUUAUCGCAGGUUGCAGCUAUAAAUGUUGCUUGUUUGCCAACGAAGUGCAACCAUGAAGAUAUCCCUCAGUAAAACGCGAAUGCUUUCAUCACUUCUCAGCACAUACACUCAUGCAUAGAUACUCCAGUUAUGGUGUUUUAUUCAAAAGUUCUAGUCAAUUGUAAUCUCAGGUGGGAUAAAAACUGGUGGAGACGGGCAUCCUUACAGAGAGGGGCAUUGCCCAUCACUUGACAGAAACGACUGACUCAGACAAGGAAAGGUUUAUCGCUCGACUGACAUCCUAUAUUGAGUUGCCAGAGUCCGUCUGAAUCUCGUUAGCAAAAGAUGAGUUCCUCUAGUCAACGCAUGUACAGAUUCAAAAAAACCCUUUUAAAAUCUUUGGUCAGGUUUCGGGGCUUUUUCUUCAUGCUUGAUGGUCUCUUGGUGGAGGUAGUCUUUCUUUCCUAUGCAUGGGUGCAUGAUGAAAUACUAUUGGAUAUAAUACACCCCAUUUUCUUUAAAAGACGACAUAAAUUCUAUGAAACUGAAAUGAUUUGAAUAUAUAUUUCUAGUUUUGGUGCUACACGGUAAAAUCAAGCGUUGCCAUGGCAACUAGUAGUUUAGUUUCUUAAUUAUUGAACCAAGUCAUUCUGGGAAAUUGUGCAAUUUGAAUAUUCAAAUGUAGCCAUUUUUGUAUUGAGCCAUAAUAUUUAUCAUGUAACGUUUACUUUGGUUGCCACGAUAAAUCACCAUGGCAACCAGAAAAGGCCAAUCACAGUGCAAUGACUUUUGCAUGAUACGAGUAGUUAGUAUGCCAUGUAUUCUAUAAUAUGUAUUUUGUUGCCGUGGAAUCAUGUUUCCAUGGUAACCAGUGAAAUGAAGGCCAAUCAGCUGUGCAAUUAUUCUUUGGAUAGUAUUCGAUUUUAGAAUGCCAUUUUUGUUUUUAGUUGUUUUCAUGUAACCAUGGUAACCACAUCAGUUUCCAUGGUUACCAAGCAAAAUAGUCUGUGCAGUGGAGCAAUGAAUCUCACUUUUUCUAGGGAAAAAUUCCUUCUGUGCAUUUGUUUUUUAGGAAUCAAUUUGUCAGCCUAUGCACAGAAUUAUCUUGUUUCAGUGGGUGAAAAACUUGCAGCAAUCGACAAACAAAAUUAAAACUUGCUUGUAGAAUAUCUAGGACUUAUCUGUGUAAAAUUGAAUGUUGUGUUCUUUAGUUCAUGUCGUUGAGAGUAUCUCCCAUAAAAUGUAAUCACUGUGAAUUAACUUUGUUGCACUUAAUGAUCUAUAAUCAAACUAAAAGGUGGCAAAAUUCUGUCUUUUAGAUCUGUUUCUUUGAAUUGAUUUUCAGUAAUUGGAAAUCUUCCAUGAGAUUUAGAUUUGAAUAGAAAAGCUCCACACCUGUCAUUUAGUUAGUCACUUGCUUUCCCUGUCAUUGGGAUAGUUGUUCAUGUUGAUUAAUUGUUCUUUGUUAUAUGAUUGACAGGUUGAUUCAUUUGAUUGACACAUCACUAAUUGACCAAUUAAGGUUUCUCUGAUUUGAUUCGUUGAUUGAGAAUUAAGUAUCCAUUUAUGCAGCAUUGAUAUUAUGUAAAUUUUGGCAAUCACUUGUGUAAAGUUCUAGAUCAUUUGAAUUUCUCCUUGUAUAUUUUCAACCUCUGUCCUUGGAAGCCGCUUUCGACUUUAGAAAAGGCAAAUGCUAUGUGAAAUCAACAAAUACUUGCCUGAAUUCAAGCAUGAUUUAUCUGCAGAACCAUUUUGUAAAGUCAAAACCUGCUUUUAGUCAAGUCUUCGAUGUUCAUAUGUACAAAGUUAAUCUCUAGGUGCAAUUCGUCACUGAUCAUAGGAUUGUAGAUAUUGGUGUUUAGACCUAAUGCCCUUGAAUGUCCAGUGUAAUGUGAUGGUGGUAACCAUAGUAACCCAUGGUUUCUUAUUUGUUCUUCUAUUAUUCAGAUUCUAUGUGUAUAUUGCCCGUUUAAGUGGACAAAAGCCAAGUUGCUUGUUUUUAGCCAUGGUCUGUGCAAGUAGUGCCACUCUCUUAAUUGUAAAGUUAGUCUGUCUCGCAUAUUAUGUUCGUCACAUCGUUUGGCUGCAAACAAGAGCACUAGGCAUGCGCCGUUCGUAAAAAAGUUUGAUAUUGUAACUGAAUUUGAACAUUUUCAAUUGCGGAUAAACGUACUGAAUUAAAACUUCAGCAUUGCUGUUGUGUAGACUGAUCUACAAAUACUAUACAUGCCAAGUUUCAGCAAAUUUGUAUGCAUACUGCACUAUCAUUGUGUAUAAUUGGAUUUCUAUUUUGAUUUACUGGACAACGAUUAAUUACGAACGACGUAUGCCUUUAAAGUUGAGGUGGAGACGGUUUGGAGCUCCAGAUGUGCACAUAAAGAUGCUAUAAUGAGUUUUGUCCACACUUCUAUUAGCUAUUUUUCUGCUUGACCGUUCCAGUAGUCAGUUCAGGGUCCAGGCAUUAUAGGUGGCAGUGUUCAUGUCAGGGGGCCUUAAAGUUACCAUUUGAGGCAAGACCGGUCAAAAUCUUUUCCAGAAUGAUUUAGUUGCCAUUUCACAAUUCAUUUAGAUUCCAAUGCGAAACAAGAUUAUUGUCUUCGAGAAUUGACCUUGGGUGAGUUCUGUGUCUUGUCUCAAACUAGUUAUGCCUUUCCCUGGCCAUGAUGAUUGCCACCUUAAUUGAGGAUCAAGCUUUGCACAAGCGACAUCUUUAGAAGUUUGACAGUAUUUUAAGUCCUGAUGUCAGUAUUAGUGUAUAGCCAACCAAGUCCCCAGGCAUAGCCAGGCUGCAAGCAAGAGAAAUACUCAUUGCUUGUGCAGCUGGACAUGACCUGGGUUUGGGUUGGAUAGAUGGAUGCAUGUAUAGGUAUUUUGACAUAUAUUGUCGAUUUUUGCACUAGCUGUUAUUCCUGGGAUUGUAAGAUACAAGUAUGGCUUUAGCUGAAUAUUCUCAAGCAAUUCUCAUUCAAAUUUUUGAUCUGUGCUCACUAUCGAAAUGUUUGCGGGUUUCUGAAAUGUUCUUGGCAUGUCUUCUUAUGUGUACAUUUUGCCAAAACUAUUGCCAUUUCAAAGGGCAUUUUAUAAUCGAGAAGUAAUAAGGUACUGGGACCAAUUCCAUGUAUCUGAUUGGUUCAUUCAAAGAUCAUGACACCACAUCACCUCAUUAGCAUAUGUAAAUAAGCAUAAACAUGUAAAUUAUGCGUACUCAUUAUCAAGGAACCAAUCAGAAGGUAUGAUUACUUAAUUAUUCAGAAUGGAUUGAUGGAAUAGGCCUACUUAUGAUGUUUUUUCUCUCAUUUUAAACAUAUGUCACAAAUCUAGUAAUCAUAUUCCAGCAAUUUUCCGAAACGCCCUGUGUAAGCAGUAUUAUGCAAUAUCUGUGCAUUCUAUGAUAUUGCGAUAAACAGAGGGGGUUCUGGGAAGGUUUCAGUAGAGAUUCACUUCGAUUUCUAAGAUUGUGCGGAUAAAAACUUUUCAAAUGUGUUAGGAGAUGUAAUGAUUAGAAGAAUGUAAUUGAGAUUUAUGCAAAUUUGAAUGUGAAACUUAUGGGAUUCAUUUUAACUGUUAUUAAGAAUUCAUUACAUUUCGAUGUUUCCUGCUAUAUCUUUGGCUAUCAUUGUAAGUAAGCAGUUUUAAUCUACAAAUGUUACUUGUUUCAGCUCAAGUUUGACCACUUAGGCAGUGCUUUACUAAAGGGACAGAUUGAAAGCUAAAUCACUGUCCGGAUGGGUCCAGCUUUGGUUGAAAUAAGCCAUUUGCCUCUUGAUCGGUUUUACAAUAGAUCUUGAACGUAAUGGGUUUUAUGGCAAAAUUUCUGCACAGGCAUUUUACUUUGCUCCAAACUAGAUGUACAAUUCUUGUCUGUUAUUUUGUCAAUCAAAAUAAGGAAACUCGAACAUAGUGUACUAGCAAGCAAUGACGUGUAUAAACUCUUAUGUACCUUUUCAAUGGUUACAUUCUCCAAUAGCUUAAACUAUCUACCAAAGUAUUUUAAGGUAAUAAACUAUUUACUCUGAUGGUAAUUAGCAUUAGUAUGGUAAUUAGUGUUAAUUACCACAAUAAGCAAUAAAGGCUAUCAUUACUGACGUUGCAUUAAUCCACUAUACUCAACACUUCGAUAUUUCAUAAAAUGAAAAUAAAUCUGAUUUGUUAAA